This is a messenger RNA of Epinephelus lanceolatus (giant grouper), 1367 nucleotides long. RefSeq names its product abraxas 1, BRCA1 A complex subunit (gene abraxas1). Gene Ontology annotation, biological process: attachment of spindle microtubules to kinetochore; mitotic spindle assembly; protein K63-linked deubiquitination. Gene Ontology annotation, molecular function: polyubiquitin modification-dependent protein binding; microtubule binding. The record is from RefSeq and is a predicted model, not a curated record. Gene Ontology annotation, cellular component: nucleus. Lineage: Eukaryota; Metazoa; Chordata; Actinopteri; Perciformes; Serranidae.
UUUCGCGCCUGAGUGACGCUGCUGAGUUCACCCGUCAGUGUCGUCAACAAGCAGCAUGGCGGAGCCGACUGUCCGUAUGUCUGGGAUUGUUUUAGCGUCUCUCAUGUUCCAGCAUGUCAACAGCGAUUCCGACGUGGAGGGUCUGAUCCUCGGAGAGAGUAAAUUUGAGGAGCAGAUCACCAUCAGCGACUCUCAGGCCGAUCACAUUCACAUUGAGGAAAUCUACAACAUCCAGAAGCACAUCGCCUGCCACAAACUCAACCACUUCUACAACAGUGUGGGAGAGGUGAACAUGGACGCUGUGAAGAAACUCCUGGCCGACAACAAGCAGGAGAGUGUGAUCGGCUGGUACAGACAGCGCAGGAACUCAGACCAACAGAUGACCUUCAGGGAAAAGAUCGUCCACGAGAAGCUGAAGACGUCUCUGUCCAACCCUCACAUGAUCUUUGUGCUGCUGACGCCCAGCAGGGUGACGGCUGCAGGCUCCACCCACAGGAUGGAGUACGCCGCCUUCAUCUCACGCAGCAGGCACUUCAUGAACGUUCCCGUGUCGGUCAACAACCUGGGUUUACUGGAGCAGCUGGCGUACUGGAAGGUGUCUGCUCCGUGCUCUGCAGUGGGUUAUAACGUCACCAUGAAGAAACACAGCUCUAAAUUCUUCUCGUCCAACGGGCUGCUGAGGGAGGUGAACGACGUGAACACGAUGAACGACUCUCUGCAGACGGAGCUGCAGAAAGCGUGCAGGGAGGUGGAGGAGAGCGAACGUCUGGUGGAAACGCUGCAGGCUGAUGUUUCGGCUCUCAGGAGGAAACUGGGUGAGAAGAAGAAGCAGAGUGCAGCAGGUAAAGUUGCAGACAACUAUCGACCUGAACAGAAGAACAACCUGCGGCUCCACGACGCCGUCAGAGCUCUGUUCGCCGGCUCGCCUCUGUUCCACACUCAGACUGUGACCCUCGAGGCGUUUCCUGUUCCCAACAACUGCUGCAGCUCUGAGCAGGACGAAAAAGAAGAAGACGUCUCCACGACGACACUGAAACACUCGGACACAACAAACUCUCAGGAAACGCUCUCCCCGCCGCAGCCCGGCAGGACAAACUGUCGGAAGAGGCUGAGGGAAAUGGCGCCAGCGGGGAGGGAGAGCAAACGCAGGAAGAGCAAAUCUUGAUGGGAGAUGACAGUUCAUACUAAGUUAUGUGUUGAUGGGACCAGACUGUCGUCACAUCAGUUCGCUCUGGUUGUUGACUGAUCUUAACGUCACUAAAGGAACAACAGCAGCUCUGAUGAUAAACGGUUAGCUUCACAAACAUGUACAGACGCUUUGAUACGUUUUCAGUAUUGUUUAAAGAUGAUAAAGAUUUUUGUUAAAA